CCGGUUUAAUAUAAAUAUUGAAAUGUAUUUGUGUUUGCAUACUUGAGCUCGGCCGACAAAGGUAGGUAACAAUUCACUCAUAGAUUUUUAACUGCAUACAAAAUUUUACAACAUAUAUGUUUAUAAACGCUCCAAUUUGCCAAUAUUGAUCUCAUCCUUCUGCAUUGGCGGAUCGGGGGUGGACACCCGGGCUAGGGCAGGCUAUUUGGUCCGAAUUGUUUGGUUUUACCCGAAACCGGAACGUAUAACCUGGACCGGGACCUGACUGGAACCAGAUAGCAAACAAUCCAAUUUCAUAUUCGGGCUUAGAUUUGAGGUAAAAAAAACCGGGAUAAAGACCGGAUUAGAGACCCCAACACUCAAAUCCCCACAAACUCAAUCUAAAAUCAAGAUCAAAUUGGGACCGGACCGGAUUAAAACCGGACUGUAUCCAAUCCAAUCUUUGGUUCUUAUAUUCCCGAAAAGACCGAACUGGGACCAGAUCAAUUCGGUCCAGUUUUACCGGACCAGACCGUAUAGCCACCCCUACCUCGGGCCACGACCCAGCCCUUCUCUGCAUCCGGAACUAGUAUAGCCCUUAUGCAUUUAUCCAUUUUAGUAAUUCGGGCUAGUGUUAUUUAUAAUAAAAUUGUGUGUAAUUAGGAAAAUGGGUAAGAUGAACAUAUUCAAAUCAUAACUCUAAAUUUAGUCUAGAAAUUCUAGCUCAAAUGAGUCUCGUCUAAAGAAAAACAAACAAUGAAACCUAAAAUGCAAAAAGUCUAAAACAUAAGGCUAAAAGAAAUAUGAGAUUUGUUCACUUGAAAAAUAACUAGAGCAGAUGGUAGAAAUAGGGAUGGAUACACAAUAUAAAUUGAUUAAUCGAUUGAUUUGUCUAGUGUUGACAUUGUCCGUUUCAACAGCUACUAUGGAGAGAACCUUUUCAACAAUGGAACAGGGGGGAAAAUUAUUUGCACAACAAAAUGAGCGAUGAAUUUCUCACCGAUUAGUUAACUAUUUUAUUUGAAAAAAGAGUAGUAUGCGAUUAGUAUGAAUGUAGACUCCUUUAUUGAUGAAUUUGCUAUAUUAAAAGAUCGACGUGUACAAUUGAUAUUGUAAAAAAAAUUAUAAUUUUUUGCGGCAUCUAGUUUUCUAAUGAAAUGCGGCUCAGUGCUCUACUAUGUACUGGAUCCGCCGCUGUCUUUCUGGGCUUUUCUUUCCUGGUAAAAGAAAGGAUGUCGGCUGUAGCAAGCCCAAUGAGAAGCAGGCUGAAGCCCACUCCAUGACUCUAUUUAGGGCCGCACUUCGUAGUCCAAAUUUGGCGGGUUUGGCCCGGGAAAAGCCCGAGCAACCCGCUCCCGGUAUUUUUUUUGUCCUCUCUUUCGGCUAGGGCAGUUGGUUCGCAGGGAGAGAAGUUGCUAGGGUAUAAAUUGCAGCAGAAGCGCCCGGAAGAGGGUUUUAGGGCGUAAAAGAAGAAACGUAGCCGUAGAAGAGGGCUCUUUUUCGGGCGACCAAACUUUAUCUUCCUCAGAAAAUCUUUCCAAAGGUACGCGGAUUUACAGACUCCCCCAGAUCCCCUCAACCAAACCCUAGGUUCUUCUUCUCAUUCUCCAUCACUGCCCGGUUCGUCUCUUGCCCAGAAGCUGCUUCACUUCCCCGAUUCACUGUUCCUGUUCCCGGUUGUUGUGAAUUCGUCUCUUCGUCUGUCUCGCUGACGAUUCGUGAUGUUGUGUUUUCACUGUGUUUGCAGAUGGAUCGGUACCAGAGAGUUGAGAAGCCGAGAGCUGAGACUCCUAUCGAUGAGAACGAGAUUCGAAUUACUAGCCAGGGAAGGAUGCGCAGCUAUAUCUCCUAUGCCAUGAGCCUGCUUCAAGUAUGGAUUCGCUGUUUACGCUUCUCCAAUUUUUUACUAUCAGUCUGUUCUUCCAGCGUCUCUGGUUUGGCUUUCCCGCUCUGUUUUUGGCCGUUGUGCGGUGUAAGUUUGGCCUGUUUGUGUUUUCUGCUUCUGCGGCGUGUUUGAACGAUUACUGAGAAUUAGGGAGUAGAGGUUGCGGCGCCAUAUUCAAGGUUGUUUAGGGCCUAGCUGUUUGGAAGCUUCAAUUGUUAGGCUUAAUAGUGGUGUUUAGUGGACAAAAUGACAUUUGUUGACUAAGUAAUAAAUAUGGGAAUGAUAUGAAUCACUUACUUAGCCUUCCGAGCACCUGUCUGAUGCUUUUCGAUAUGGGAAUGAUAUGAAUCGGCUCUUUUGUAACAAAUUACGUGAAGAGGGACUUCAAUAACAGUGCUCAAUGCUUUCUGAAGGAGAAAGGUGCAGAUGAAAUUGUAUUCAAGGCAAUGGGAAGGGCCAUCAAUAAGACCGUGACCAUAGUGGAACUUAUCAAGGUUUGUUGUUCAGUUCUUGAGUUCACUAAUUGCUAAGGUAAGUUGCAUGGUCUUGUCUAAGUUGGAGUAAAGAAUGAUGACAUGUGUUUUGUACUUGUAAUACAGAGGAGGAUCGUUGGCCUUCAUCAAAUUACAUCAAUUGGGUCCACUGAUAUAACAGAUACUUGGGAGCCCCUCGAGGAAGGACUUCUUCCGUAAGGACAUACUUUCCCAAACAUGAAUUGGGGUUUUUUUUUUUUUUUGCCAUGACCUUAUUGGUUUUUGACCUCCAACCCCGUAUUCUUAUGCAGUUUGGAGACUACAAGGCAUGUGUCAAUGAUUACAAUAACGCUUUCCAAGAAGGAAUUGGAUACAGCUUCUGUUGGGUGAGUUUAAUUGAUUAUGAUCAAAGGAAUGUUUUGUGUCUAUGAUGUAUCUUUUCAAACUGUUUGGUGAGUCCUUUUAUGUUUUUCAUUUUGAGCUUAUUGUAGCUGUGAAAUCACAAUGUUUUUUGUUUAAACUUGUGAUGUGUAUCCCUUUUUAGGCCCGGUUCCAAAAUUUAUCUAUCCAUUCAUAUUGUAUAGCCAUCUCUCUACUGUUUUGGAAUCUACAUUGAGAGGUUUUAGGAUCGGGGAUUAGGUAAUAGAUGCAUUGUUCAGUUGACAGUUUGUUUAGUUCGGACAUGUUGCAGCCUUUGGUUGGCUUUUCUCCAAGCUAUAACAGUUUCCUAUUGUGGCAAAAAAUUUACUGCAUCUGGUUAUUGUUGAUGUCCUCAGUAGUUAGAUCCUUCUCCUAGGUGUGGUCGUUGCGCCAGUGACUAAUAGUAGCCAUUUUUGGCAUAUUUUGCUACUACUCGUAUCUAUCUAUUCUUACAUGCUGCUGUUCCAUUCAGGUAUCAGCCCCCUUUACCUGAAGACCAGGUGAAAGCCUCAACAGAUUAUGAAUAUGAAGGAGAGGGAUCUCCUAAUGGCCGAGGGAGAGGUCGUGGUGGCAGGGGAAGGUCAAGGGGCAGAGGGAAUGGAUAUGUGUCUGGUGAGUACGAAGAUGGUGGUUGGGACCAACAAGGCUAUUCCAGGGGCAGGGGUCGAGGUCGGGGUAGAGGACGUGGCGGAUUCCGCGGCCGUGGUAGAGGUGCUUAUAAUGGUCCUCCUCCUGCUGAACCACAACAGGAAGAUGGUGGCUUCUAUGAUGCUCCUCCUCAAGCCCGUGGGCGUGGCCGUGGGAGAGGUGGAUACCGUGGAAGGGGCCGUGGUGGAGGUAGAUCGAAUGGACCAGCAAUCCAGGCGGCUGCUUGAUAAUGAGACGUUACGGUCUUCAACUGGGGGAUUCUGGUCUCCCUCUUGAAUGAAGUUUUCUUCUCCUGGCAAUGUUUUUAUCAGCUCGUUAUUAUCCUCUUUUUGUUUGUUCUUUCCAAAAUUUUGGGAUUCUGUCGCGCGCUUGUUUGCCGGUUUGGUGGCAAGUUAGAGAUUCUCUGUGUUUAACUGUUAGGACAUUUUCUUCCCAUAUAUGUGUAACCACAGUUUAGACUAAUCCUUUGUAGUCUGAAAUUUGUUGUGUUUUAGGUCUUUUUAGAUUGUGGUUGAACAAAUAACACUGUAACAA
This is a messenger RNA of Linum trigynum, 3939 nucleotides long. NCBI's taxonomy places the organism in Eukaryota, Viridiplantae, Streptophyta, Magnoliopsida, Malpighiales, Linaceae. The record is from the annotation of a GenBank genome assembly.